Cloeon dipterum is the source of this 1578-nucleotide messenger RNA. RefSeq names its product cytochrome P450 6B1-like. The transcript has 7 exons. NCBI's taxonomy places the organism in Eukaryota, Metazoa, Arthropoda, Insecta, Ephemeroptera, Baetidae. The coding region runs from base 31 to 1569 and encodes 512 amino acids. The record is from RefSeq and is a predicted model, not a curated record. Gene Ontology annotation, molecular function: iron ion binding; oxidoreductase activity, acting on paired donors, with incorporation or reduction of molecular oxygen; heme binding.
UCGCAGUCAGCAUUUUGCACCUGGUAAAAAAUGUUGUGGUCUUUACCGAUUUGGCUUAACGUCGGCAUUUUUCUCUGGACAAUCGUGUUGGGAUUGUUGUACCGCUUUUUCACGAGCCACUUUGACCAUUGGCAGAAGAAAGGGGUCGUGUUCGAAAAAGGGCUGCCUUUUUUUGGUUCUCUUUACCCUUCCGUAACUCUGCAGAAGCCGCUCAUGCAACACUUGGAUGAUCUUUACAAGAAGUACGGGAGUGAAAGAUUCGUCGGGAUUUUUCAGGGGCGCCGGCCAGCCCUUUUAGUAAGAGACCCGCAGCUCAUUAAACACAUCACAGUCAAAGACUUCGGCAACUUUCACGACCACGGAUUCAGGAUCGACGAGGAGAUCGACCCUAUCCAAGGCAAAAACCUUUUUAACUUAGACGGAGAGCGAUGGAAAGAAAUGAGAGCAAAACUGACCCCAACUUUUACUUCCGGUAAAAUCAAAACGAUGACACCAAUGAUGCAAGAAGUGGCUACGACUUUGCAGGAACACCUGAGUGCCGUGACCAAAGGAUCGCGGCUUAUCGAGGCAAAGGAAGUUUUCGCACGUUAUUCGACAGAUGUGAUCAGCAGUUGCGUUUUUGGCAUUGAAUGCAACUCGAUCAACAACCCUAAAAACAAGAUGCGCACAAUGGGAGAAAAAAUAGCACAUGUUGAUUUUUGGCGGGCGAUCAAAAUUUUCACCGUCAUAAAUCUCCCUGAGAUUGCAGAUAGGUUAAAAUUCGUGAUUAUGGACAGCACGGUGACGGCAUUUUUCCGUAACUUAGUGAAGAAUUUGAUUGAAGCGAGGAGGAAAACAGGCGAAUCAAGGAAGGAUUUCAUUCAGCUGCUAAUUGAUUUAAAAGACAGAAGAAAACAGUCAAACGCCGAAAGUGUCUCAAAUCGACUGACCGACGACGACCUGAUGGCUCAAACGGCCGUGUUCUUCCUAGCCGGAUUUGAAACUUCCGCGUUGACUCUUUCCACCAUCUGUUAUGAACUGUCCCGCAAUUUGGAAAUCCAAAAUCGAGCGCAAAGUGAAAUCGACUUUAUAUUGGCCGGUUCUAAUGGGAAUCUUUCACAUGAAGCACUGAAAGAAAUGAAAUUGCGUUGUUCAAGUGGUUGGAUUUUAGAAGCUCUGCGAAAGUACCCACCAGCUGGCAACUUAAUGCGCGUCUGCACAGAGAAUUACAUAAUUCCUAACACAGAGGUUCUAGUUGAGAAAGGAACAAUGCUGCUGAUACCAAGCUACUCACUACAAAACGAUCCAAAGUACUUCCCAAACCCGGAAAUAUUUGAUCCUGAACGAUUUUGGGGUGAAAACUCGAAAGGCAAAAGUCAGUUUGUUCAUUUGCCGUUUGGAGAAGGACCAAGACAUUGCAUAGGACAGAGAUUUGCAUUUGUUCAAAUAAAAAUGGCACUUGCGAUAGUUUUGAGUAAAUUUAGGUUGACACUGAACGAGCUGACCAACCAACCUCUGCGGUUUGACCCGAAGACUCUGAUUUCAACGCCGCUGGGCGGCAUUUGGCUCAACAUUGAGGAAAGAAUUUGAAUAAGCUCA